AAGUAUUUCCGCUCUAUAACAAUGACGAAGUUUCUCUAAGUUUUCCUCAUUUAUUCCAAGUUUGACUGUAUUAUAUUGCUCAAAGUGAUGUAAACAUGACGAAUGUGAAGCACACCCUGCAGAAGGAGAUAUUUCUCCCAACUGAUGAGCGGCUGCUGAAUGUUGUGAAUGUCACCAAACCUGGCAAGAAGAAAAAGGCCAGCUUAUUAUGUAUUGCGGUGACAACAGAGAGACCCGUCGUCACAUCCAUUUACCAGGUCAAGAAGUCCGACCGUGGCGACACCUAUAAGAAGAAAUUGAGUUGGUUCUUGAAGGAUUUGAAGCAAGUCGAUGGAAAAGACUCGGCUAAGGAAAUUGCAGAAUUCGACCUCCACUUUGAGAAGGUUUACAAAUGGGUGGCAAGCAACCUCUCAGAGAAAGAUGCUUUCAUCGCCUGCCUAUGGAAGUUAUCACAGAGACAUCUUUCAGAAAAGCCAGAGUUUGUCAACAUUCCAAUUCAUUUACUCGAAGAAAUAGCCCCAGUGUCUGAGCUCGGGCGUCCGAUCCACCAGGGUGAUGAUAUCUCUGUGAAUAGCGAGGACUACCAAGCCCUCUCUACCAAGGAGGAGGCUGACUUGGAGAGUCUCAUGUCCCAGUGUGAAUUUGCCAUUAGCAAUGCUGAGGCAUUCUCGGAACAGUUGUCAAAGGAUCUAUCUUCGCUGGAUGGGGCAAAUAUCCAUUCGAUCAUGGCGUCGGAAGGACAGGUGCUGAACCUGAUGAGGCUCCUAGAAAACGGCAUUCGCGAGGCAUCUGUCAUUGAAAAUAAGCUGGAGUCUUAUGACCAGCUGCUUCAGGGUGUGAAGGACAGUAUGGAGAUCAUGAAAGACAAGGAUGCCCUCAUUCACAUCCAGAAUAAAAAUCACCAACGUCUGCUGGAAGAACUUGACAGUUUAGUGUGUCAGUUGGAUCUUGAGCACUGCCAUGUGAAGGCCCUCCUUGACGGUGAUCUCACAAACCCCAAUGGCAUCUAUGAGUGCACCGCCGCGGCUGAGGCACUGCAGACGUGUAUGGCAGCAAAUAUUCACCCAGCCUUGGUCAAGAUGUCGGCCGUACAAGAACAACAAAAACUCUUCAACAAACUGAAGAGUACCUUUGUCCGCAAUCUCUCUCAUCAUCUCAACUGUCUCUUCAUACAACAGGGUAAUGAGAUGGGUGAGACUUUGAAUCGCUGUGCUUCCGAGUUGCGUCUGCCCCAGCAUCAUACGAGUCAUCGCGAUCUCACGCCGUAUGCUGAGGUGAUGUUGUGGUUGAAGAAUGCUGACCCCUCCAGCUUCUCAAAGCUGGCAAAGGUCUACACUGAAAAUCUCAGUCGCAUCUACGACCGGGAGGUGAAGGAGUUUGUUGAGGCAGCACGCCAGAGACUCAUGGCAUCUAAAGGCGAGAAGAAAUCAUUUGGACCUCGACUGACCGGCUCCUCGUCUAGCCUGAACAAGAGCAGUGACAACCGCGGCAGAUCUGCCUCCAUACAGCUCGGUGAUUCAGAUUCUUAUCACGGCUCUGACGUUGACCUAUCAAACCGCACAAAAUUUGACCAAGUGUUCGACAAAGUUCUCAGCGAGUUGGAACCAGUGUGUCUGGCAGAGCAGGAUUUCUGUGUCAAGUUUUUCCACUUGACGAGCGGAGAAGUGAUGGACGUCACAGAUAUACUGGAUACGAGUGCAGGAAGUGGGUCGAGCUAUGGCGAUGAGGAGGAUGCACAAGCCACCCGGAGGAAACAUCAGAGCCAGAGGCAAAUGAACGAAGAGAUCCGACGCAUGAUGGGCCAACUUUUCCCAUGUUUAGAAACGGAACUGACGAGUUUCAUUUCCUUUGGACACAAACAAGAUGCUUUUAACUCCCUCUAUAUGCUGGUCAGGAUGAGUCAACACGUGGUCAACGCGCAGGAUACCGGCUCAUUCCUUAGUAUGACGUUUGCCAGCUGUCUUGUUCAGGUCAAGAGGAACUUCGAUCGCUUUGUGCAACUUCAGAUCCAGUCCGUUCUAGAUUUCAAAAUUUCUAAAAAGACAAGAUGUGGUAUUCUCCAAUUUGUGAAGCACUUUGAGGACUUUGCCACCCAAGCUGAGAAUAUCUUCCAAGGCUCCGACCGGCGGGCCAACCUGGAAAAGGCCUAUACGAGACUGGUGAGGACCAUCUUUGAGCAUAUCACGAGGAUAUCGGCCGAACCACAGAAAUCUCCUCAGGAAGUAGUCAUGAUGGAGAACUUCCAUAGGAUGUAUGCGGUGCUCUCCCAACUGAAGAUCAGCUGUCUUGACCAGGAGAGAAAGGAGGCCAAACAAAAGUAUGUCGACAACCAACAGGCCUACGUCACUGCGUAUCUUGGCAGGCCUAUGGAGAAACUCAAUACGUUCUUUGAAGGUGUGGAAGCCCGUGUCGCCCAAGGGGUGAAGAGAGAGGAGGUUAGCUAUCAGCUGGCGUUCAGUAAGACCGAGGUGAGGAAGGUCAUCAAGGAAUACCCCGGGAAAGAGGUGAAGAAAGGCUUGGAACAUCUCAAGAAGAAAGUGGAGAAACAUCUCUGUGAUGAGGAGAAUCUAUUCCAGGUCGUGUGGCAUUCGAUGCAGGAUGAAUUCAUCAAACAAUACAAAUACUUCGAGCAGCUGAUCAACCAGUGCUACCCAGGAUCCAACAUGACGCUGGAAUUCAAGAUCGAUGACCUACUUAAUUACUUCUCGGAGAUCGCUCAAUCGCAUUGAUUCUUACGGAUAAAAGACAAUCCCAAUCUCAGCCACAUCCAGGACUUUUGUCAACAACUAGAGCCAGGUUUGAAUGUCUUGGGUGAAAAGACGUGGCAUGAACAGAUAUCGACAGUGAAAUGGAAUUCUUUCAAAACAGGCUCUGGUUGGCGAAGAUUUCAGAUCGGUGCAGAUUGUUGUAGAAUCGAUUUACGGUGUUCGAUAGAAGGACAAAAUAAUCAUAUCAGAUCAACUCAAUAUAUCUGGGCAAUUGCUCAGUUGCAACAGACAUUAGAGGAUCAUUGUUGUCAUUGAAUUUGUAUCUUUGAGGUUUUACAUGGAGUAGGACAUUCCUUGGGAAUUGUCCCAUGAUUGUGGCAAGUCAUGCUUAUGCUGCUUAAUGGUCAUGACAUGUCCAAUCAUGACUUGAUGGUCGCCCUAUUUGUGCAUAUGUCUCAUAUUUGAAUCCUUUCUUUGGUGCUAUAUUGUAAAUUUGUAUAGCAAUCUUAUUGUUUAGCAGAAUGUAGUUAAACUUCAGUAGUUUGUGGAAGAUGUUUAAAAUGACAGUUUGGCUAGCUUCAUGUCAUAAAGAUGGUCACAGCUCUGUAGAUAGACAAGUUCACGUCACUUCAACAGCUUGUCAGAAGUUUCCAUGUAUCAGUCCUCCAAGUGGUAAAUGUAUAUUAAUGAACAGACUUGUAAUGUAAUCUUGUUUUUGGACUUAGAGGCUAUAUUCUCUGUUAACACGAGAUGGCACCGUGUAUGUGGAAAUCUUCUAUGCGAACAUAUAGAGAAAAUUA
Molecule: messenger RNA, 3508 nt
Organism: Lineus longissimus
Lineage: Eukaryota; Metazoa; Nemertea; Pilidiophora; Heteronemertea; Lineidae
Product: exocyst complex component 1-like
Exons: 21
Coding region: 96-2729 (877 amino acids)
Biological process (GO): Golgi to plasma membrane transport; exocytosis
Cellular component (GO): exocyst; plasma membrane
Molecular function (GO): phosphatidylinositol-4,5-bisphosphate binding
Source: RefSeq, a predicted model, not a curated record